Arachis stenosperma is the source of this 2035-nucleotide messenger RNA. Its product is annotated as putative disease resistance RPP13-like protein 1. NCBI's taxonomy places the organism in Eukaryota, Viridiplantae, Streptophyta, Magnoliopsida, Fabales, Fabaceae. Gene Ontology annotation, biological process: defense response to other organism. The transcript has 3 exons. The record is from RefSeq and is a predicted model, not a curated record. Bases 38 to 2035 code for a protein of 665 amino acids. Gene Ontology annotation, molecular function: ADP binding.
GUUCGAGUUGAAUCGAAGCAAAGCUAAGGAAAGAGAAAUGGCUACUGUAGUGGGUGAAGCGUUGCUCUCAGCCGUUGUGGAAGCGUUGGCUAGAAAGAUCUCCACUACUGAGAUACGGGAGUUGUAUCGGAGCAAGAAUCUUGAUGAAUCGCUGCUUGAGAAGCUGAGACCGACGCUGCUAAGCCUUCAAGCUUUUCUGUGUGAUGCUGAGGAGAAGCAGAUCAGCAACGCUGCUGCGAAGAGAUGGCUUGAUGAUCUCACUCAAGCUCUCUUUGACGCCGAUGACUUGAUCGAUGACAUCGCCACCGAAGCUCUCCGUCGCAAAGUGGAAGCCCGCUAUCAUCAAAGUGUCGCUGCUAAGGCGCGGAAGGUCCUCUCCUCUCCUUUCAAGUGGCCUUACCGAAAGAUUAAUUCUAAGAUGCAGAAAUUGUUUGAAAGAUUAAAGCACUUUGAAGAGGCAGCACACAACCUUCCAUUGGAAAAAGGUGUCUCUGGCAAUGUUUGGCGUGCAACACCUACAAAUUCUGCUAUUGAUGAUUCUGCUAUUUGUGGAAGAGAUGAUGAAAAACAGAAUCUGAAAGAGUAUUUACUGUCAGAAGACGCUGUUACUGAUGGUUGCAGUAAAAUAGGAGUGCUUGCCAUUGUUGGCAUGGGAGGAGUUGGAAAAACAACCCUUGCUAAACUCCUAUACAAUGAUGCUCAAGUUAAAGAUAAGUUUGAUGUGAAAGCAUGGGCAUCUGUUUCCAAAGAUUUUGAUGUUUUCAAGCUGGCAAAAUCUCUUCUUGAAUCUAUCACAUCUGCAGCAACAAAUUUGGAUAACUUCGAUGCUUUGCGAGCAGAAUUGCAAAAGAACUUGUCUGGUAAAAGAUUCCUGCUUGUGUUGGAUGAUAUAUGGAAUGCAGGAUAUGUUGAUUGGACCAAUUUGAUGCUCAUUUUAAAUGUUGGGCAAAUGGGGAGCAAAAUCAUUGUUACAACACGACAUCAAGAUGUUGUGGAUAUUGUAAAAGCUAUGCGGACCUGCCGUCUGGAACCAUUGGCCAAUGAAGAUUGUUGGAGUUUACUUUCCAAACAUGCAUUUGGAGCACACAAAUGCAAUGAACUGUCAUCCAACCUUGAAGAAAUUGGUAGAAAAAUUGCCGAAAAGUGUGGUGGCUUGCCAUUAGCUGCGGUUGCAUUGGGGGGUCUUCUUGGCACAAAGUUAUCAAGCGAGGACUGGACUAAGGUGUUAAACAGCAACAUUUGGCAUCUUACAGUGAAAGACGUGCAACCAGCUCUUCUAUUGAGCUAUCAUUUCCUCCCAGCUUCUUUGAAACAAUGCUUUGCUUAUUGUGCAAUUUUCUCAAAAAACUCGAAGCUGCAAAAAGAGGCGUUAGUUGAGCUAUGGAUGGCGCAAGGCUUUGUCAAUGUGUCCCAAAAUGAGAAGAGCAUUGAAGAAGUAGGCGGUGAAUACUUUGAUGAACUAGUAGCAAGGUCUUUGAUACGACGUUCUGCGGAUGGGGAACACUUUGAAAUGCAUGACCUCAUCAAGGAUUUGGCAACAAUGGUUUCUUCCCCAUAUUGUAAGAGGCAUGACAAUGAAAUGCAACUUGGAAAUCUAACUGAAAUUCGUCAUUUAUCUUAUGAUAAAAGUAUGUUUAACCAUUUUGGCGAACUUGAUUCCCUUCAUGGAUUGAAAGGCUUACGUACACUCGUAGCAUUACCAUUAUCAUUUGAUAACCCGAAUUGGAGCCAUUACCUAGCGAAUGGGGUAUUGCAUGAGCUGUUACUAGCAUUGAAACAAUUGCGGGUGUUAUCUUUGUCAAACUACUGUAAUGUCACUGAUUUGCCGAAUUCUAUUGGCGAUUUAAAGCAUUUGCGAUACCUAGAUCUAUCUUGCACUCAAAUUGAAAGGUUGCCUCCUGCAAUAUGCAAGCUCUACAAUCUACAGACCUUGUUGUUGUCUAAUUGUAGAGGUCUUACUGAGUUGCCUGAGGGGAUGGGAAAAUUGGUGAAUCUACGCCGCCUUGAUAUUGAUGCAAACAACAAAGCGGACUGA